AUGCGCGCGCCGCGUCCGCCCGCCAAUCGGCGCCGCGCGCGCCCCCGCCCUCGCCGCCGCCCGCCAAUCGGCGCCGCGCGCGAGCCGCCCGCCGCCGCCCAUUGGCCGCGCCGCGAGCGGAGGGGCGGGGCCUGGCGGGGCGGAGGGGAGGGCUUGCGCGCGCGGGUCGUCCCGGCAACGUCUACCUCCGGCGCCGCCAUGGAGCCCGACGGCGCGGCCUCGGAGGCGGGCAGCCGGGGCUCGGACGCGGGCAGCCUGGCCUCGCUGGCGUCCGACAUCCCGGCCGGCUCGCGCCCGCCGUCCCUCCAGCCGGCCGACGCCGACGCCGACGCCGGUACCGGCCCCACCGAGCCGGAGCCCGAGCCCGAGCCCGAGCCCGAGCCGGAGCCCGAAGGGGAGCCCGGCGCGGAGGAGCCGGAGGGGCCCGCGACGCCGGCCGCGGAGGUGCAGCCCGGGGAGCCCGGCGGCGAGGACGCGGAGGAGCCGUCGGGAGGGGCCCGCGGGGAGCCGGAGCCGCGGGGGGACGAGGACGAGGACGGGGCCGCGGAGGCGGCGCGGGCGGAGCGGGAUGGCGCGGCCGCCGCCGCCGCCGCCGCCCCCCGGGAGGAGCCCCGGGGCCCCCGGGCGGCGGCGGCGGCGGCGGCGGCGGCGGCGGCGGCGGCCGAGGACUCGGAGGCCGAGUGGAGCCAGGAGGUGCGGCGGGAGCACGAGGCGCAGCUGCGGGCCGAGCUGCUGGCGCAGUACCGGGCGCUGGUGCAGGAGCGCGGCCACUUCCAGCGCUACAACCUGUUCCUGCAGCACAAGAUCCAGGAGUCGCUGCGCCGCAAGAAGGGGCUGGAGGCGGCCGAGGCGGCCGAGCGCGGCCCGGACCCCGACGCCCCCGAGAAGGAGCAGAACUACCUGGCCUACCUGGCCGUGCUGGAGGACCUGCGCAAGCAGGAGGCCGACGACCUGCACUGGUUCCGCCAGGAGCUGGAGCAGCUGCGCCGCCUGGGCCGCCAGCAGCUGGCGCGCGUGGAGCGGGCGUGGCGCGACUUCCAGGCGCUCAAGCGGCAGGUGACGCUGCAGGCCAUGGGGCGCUGCCGGCUGCGGGGCGGGCGGCCGGCGGCCCUGCGCGAGGUGGAGCGGCUGCAGGCGCUGGAGGAGCGCAAGGAGAAGGAGAUGAGCGCCGUGCGGCUGGAGAACGUGCAGCUGCGGCAGAGCCUGGCGCACCUGGAGACGCGCAUGCGGGCGCAGGAGGACGCGGCCGAGGGCCUGCACCUCAUCGACUUCGAGCAGCUCAAGAUCGAGAACCAGACGUUCAACGAGAAGGUGGAGGAGCGCAACGAGGAGCUGCUGAAGCUGCGGGCCAAGGUGAGCACGCACACGCAGGUGGUGACGCACGUCAAGGAGAAGCUGCACUUCACCGAGGCCCAGAACGCCGCCCGCCGGGCCCGGCUGCUGGAGCUGGAGGCGCGGGUGGCCCGGCGCCGGGACGCGCUGACCCGCACCAAGCAGGCCCGCGACGGGCUGCGGCUGGACAACGUGCGGCUGGGCCAGCGCUCGGGGCUGCUGGGCCGGGACGCCCUGCUGCGCGACCUGGAGGCGCGGGUGGACCGCACGGAGCAGCUGGGCCGGCGCCUGCAGGCCCUCAAGCGCCACCACGCCGGCCUGGUGCUGUCCUGCAGGGGCGUCCGCCAGAAGAUCCGCGAGGCCAGGGCCUUCCUGCCCUCCUGAGGAGGGUCCCCCGCCGGGCCGGGCCGGGCUGGGCCGGGGCAGGGCCGGGGCAGGGCAGGGCAGGGCAGGGCGUCGGGACCCGGCUCUCCCUUCCCCUCCCCUCUCCCCUGGGCCGAGGCCUCACCCUGUGGGCAGACAGCAGCAGCCCCCCCCCCCCCCCAGCUUGGCCAGGGCGACAGGACCCGGCUCUCCCUUCCCCUC
This is a messenger RNA of Erinaceus europaeus (western European hedgehog), 1917 nucleotides long. RefSeq names its product coiled-coil domain containing 96 (gene CFAP184). Gene Ontology annotation, biological process: cilium assembly. Gene Ontology annotation, cellular component: axoneme; ciliary basal body. NCBI's taxonomy places the organism in Eukaryota, Metazoa, Chordata, Mammalia, Eulipotyphla, Erinaceidae. The transcript has 2 exons. The coding region runs from base 1 to 1716 and encodes 571 amino acids. The record is from RefSeq and is a predicted model, not a curated record.